AUGGACUUUAAUGAAGACCCCAGGUUUUGGAGCAGAAUUGUAGGACGGACGAUAAAACUUACCACAUCCGAUGGCGUGUUUAAGGGGCUCGUAAUAAAUGUUGACGGUGAUCACACUGUUCUGUUAAGCAGAGUUAAGGAUUUAUCAACUAACCGGGAUGUACCUGGAAUCCAGUUCUUCUCAACGUCUGAUAUUACACAUGUGGAAAUACAGCCAGAGAGGCGAGGAGUGAGAAGGGUAAUUAUUCCUGAAGAGGAACCUUUAACAGACACAAAAGAACGCAAUGUGAAAAAAGAUGUGCUUCUAGACCGCUGUCAACAGGAGACUACAGCAGCGGUAGAGAACGUCAUUAGUGCCGUUGAGAAGGAGGACGUGCAAUACACCGUAAUUGACAAGUUUAAGCCCUUGUUUUUCCCUGCCAUCCAAGACCUACAGAGGCAGAAGGUUCUUGGCGUGGCUGCUGCGGGGUUUAACAUGUGUCGGAAUGGGAAACUUUGCUGGCUUCAGGUGGCGAGUAAGAGUAAAGUCUACCUGUUUGAUAUUGUCGUCAUGGGACCGCCAGUCUUUAAAAAUGGAUUAAAGUCAGUGCUGGAGGACAAAAGCAUUUUAAAGGUGAUCCAUGACUGCCGGAGCCUUUCAGACUGCCUUUCACACCAGUACGGAGUGAUUCUUUCCAAUGUCUUUGACACGCAGGUGGCGGAUGUGUGUCUGUUUUACAAGGACACGGGUGGCUUUCUGCCACAUUGUACGUGUACUGUGGACAAGUGCUUGGUCAGAUAUAUGGACAUGCUACCCUUACAAGUCUCCUUCCUGGCGAGCAAGGAUCAACUUGUUAAGGAUGUUCCGAACAUUUGGUUUAUGCGCCCCAUGCCUGUGCCUUUCCUAAAGCUACUAUCCCUGGAAGUGAUCCAUCUCUUGCCACUUCAGUUAGCCAUGGUGGAUGCCAUGAUGUCAGACUUUGCCUCCUUGGUCAGCCGGUAUCUCAGUGUGUACAAACUAAGAACUUUGGAUGGACUGGGCCCAACUCCGUUCUCCAGCUACGAUCUGCCGGAAGAGUUGAGACAACUAAAGAUCUGUCAGGAACUGAGAAGAAAUAAGGCAUUAAAGGAAUUCGGACUUACUGAGAGUGGUUUCCUUGUGCGAUCAGGAGUUCAGCUAGUCAAAAAUGAAGAAAACCUCAAAAACGUACAGGGCUGUAAGCCGCCUUUGGCUGAUGUGCUGUCCCAUCCUGAGAAAAAAGGGCGAUCUCAACCGGCAGCUUUGCGCGGUCUAUCUGAAGAAGCAAACAAGGCCCCCGAAUUACAGAAGAUUCAACCUAAAACCGCAACCCUUGGAGUAAAAGGACGUGAGAUUAUGCCUCUGAAUUCCGUACCAGACAACGAUGCUGCCAAGUAUCCCCAAGUUUUUCAGAGUUUGCAGAAAAGCCCGUCCACCCUGGGUUUGCGAAAUCUCAACUUAAGUGUUCAUCAAAGACCAGCAAGCAAUCCGCUGCCAGUUAUUCCUCUCUCUUGCCCGUGGAGAACACAAAUUCGGAUGUCUGCUCCCCAGCUUUUGGCCAAAACUUUACAUAAAUAG
Molecule: messenger RNA, 1575 nt
Organism: Spea bombifrons (plains spadefoot toad)
Lineage: Eukaryota; Metazoa; Chordata; Amphibia; Anura; Pelobatidae
Product: piRNA biogenesis protein EXD1-like
Exons: 11
Coding region: 1-1575 (524 amino acids)
Biological process (GO): nucleobase-containing compound metabolic process
Molecular function (GO): 3'-5' exonuclease activity; nucleic acid binding
Source: RefSeq, a predicted model, not a curated record